CCUAGUUCACAUGCAACUUCUGUUGACAUCUGCCGGUAGUCUAGUCGCACAGUGUUCAAGUUGUAGGCAGCGCUUUGGAAAGCUGAGCAGUUGAAGUGUUGGUCCAGAAGAGCCAUAGAAGAGAAGAACCAGUGCGAGGUGGAGAGCAACGGAGACGAUGUCUCCUCCAAGACUCACAGACGCGCUUCGGUCCUUCUCCAAUGUCAGCAAGAGGGAGGACUUCACUGAACAGUCCUAUGAUCUAAAGGCCAAGUGUCUGAAGAGACAGGAGCUGUUUGCCAGAGAAGGCCUGACGUGGUCUGAGCUUGUCCGUUUCUGCACUGAGUACCAGGACAAAGCUCAGCAGCAAGCUGCCAGUCAGGAAUUGAAGAGGCUUCUUCUGGCAGCCAAACAGAUUGUGAGUACCGAACAUGGCCAGGCGGUCAUUGAAAGUGCGGCUGUCUUUCUGUUUGAGACCUUCCACAAUAAAGACCAUGUGGGUACAGAGGAGACUCGGGCCAUUAAACAGAUGUUCGGCCCCUUCCCAUCAUCUGCAGCUGAAGCCUCCUGUGCCUCUGUGGCUCGACUGGUGGCUCUGCUCGGUGACUCCCAAGUGGAAGACUUUCUCCAGAGCCAGAGCUCCCGUCGCAAUCUCGAACGAAGCUCCACUUUCGGACGCAACAUUGCCUUUUCGUAUGAUUGUUACCCACUGGACCCACUGGAGGACUUGCCCUUUUCUGGUAUGCAGCAAGAGACUACAAGCCUAGAUUUUAUCAACUUUUUUAACAACCAUAAGAGCGAGAAGAAGGGCAUCAGUGAGGGUUUGCUCACCACAGGAAGACCCCUGAGCUCUGGGGAUAGGUCUAUCCUUCGAACAGAAGUAGAUAAGUACCUGUGUGGAGGCAACAUGAUGUCAUCCAACCCAGAGGAGCUGUGCACCUCCCUGUUCGAGAUGCUGGCCUCACACAGGAGUAACGAUGAGCUGCAGAAUGAGCUGUUCGAACUGCUAGGCGCCGAGGGGCUGGAGAUGAUCUCAACCCUUCUACAGCGAAGGGCAGCCAUUGUUGAGUCCCUCCUCUGCAUCCCACCUGACAGGACUGGCUACCCAGCAGACAUCAACCUAAAACCCAGUGGUGAAGGGAUAAAACCCACCUAUGGGUGCCAGGUAACCAUCCAUUCAGAGCAGGAGAAACAGAUGAUGAAGAUGUACCGAAGGGAAGAGAAGAAGGAGAGGAAGAGAGCCAAAGGAGCCGAUGAGGGCGACUCCACAGAUGCUCUGAUGACCUUCGAUCCCAGAGAGAUGCGAGCCCAGCGAGAGCAGGCCCUGCUGACUGCACGGUGUGAACCUGUCCUGAGCAGGGAGAGGGUGUACGAACGUAUCCGGUAUCCUAAUGUCUACGACAGCUAUGCAGAAGCCACAAAGACGCCUGCGUUUGUUGGAGGGGCCAGGAUGCUGCUGCCCGAGGGAAUCCGCAGAGAAAACUGUAAGAUUUAUGAAGAGGUGGAGAUUCCACCAAAUGAGCCCAUGCCUAUUGGCUUUGAAGAGAAGCCUGUCUACAUCUCUGAACUGGAUGAGAUCGGGCAGCUGGUUUUCAAGGGGAUGAAGCGCCUGAACAGGAUUCAGUCCAUAGUGUUCGAGACGGCCUACAACACCAACGAGAACCUUCUGAUCUGCGCUCCAACUGGAGCGGGCAAGACCAACAUCGCCAUGCUGACAGUCCUUCAUGAAAUCCGCCAACACCUGCAGCCUGGUGGCAUCAUUAAGAAAGAUGAAUUCAAGAUAGUGUAUGUGGCUCCAAUGAAGGCCUUGGCAGCUGAGAUGACUAACUACUUCGGUAAGCGACUGGAGCCAUUGGGCAUCACUGUUAAAGAACUCACUGGAGACAUGCAGCUAACCAAAGGAGAGAUCCUCCGCACACAGAUGUUGGUGACGACUCCAGAGAAGUGGGAUGUUGUGACCAGGAAGAGUGUGGGAGAUGUAGCGCUUUCCCAGAUUGUGCGUCUCUUGAUCUUGGAUGAAGUUCAUCUUUUACAUGAAGAUCGAGGACCAGUACUUGAGAGUCUCGUGGCCAGGACCAUCAGACAGGUGGAGUCCACCCAAAGUAUGAUCAGGAUUCUGGGACUAUCGGCCACCCUGCCCAACUAUCUGGAUGUGGCCACCUUCCUACAUGUCAACCCAUAUAUUGGUCUCUUCUUCUUUGACGGUCGCUUCAGACCGGUGCCUCUGGGACAGACUUUUGUUGGCAUCAAAACCAGUAAUAAGAUCCAGCUGAUUCAUGACAUGGAGGAGGUUUGUUACAACAAAGUUCUGGAGCAGGUUAAAGCAGGCCAUCAGGUGAUGGUGUUUGUCCAUGCUCGUAAUGCCACAGUGAGGACGGCCAUGGGACUGAUCGAGAUGGCGAAGAACCAUGGAGAGAUCUGUUUCUUUCAGCCAGACCAAGGUCCAGACUACGGCCAGUGUGAGAAACAGAUCCAGCGCUCCAGGAACAAGCAGAUGAAGGAGAUGUUUCCAGAAGGUUUUGGAAUCCAUCAUGCCGGUAUGCUGCGCGUUGACCGCAGCCUGAUGGAAAGCAUGUUCUCCAAAGGCCACCUCAAAGUGCUGGUCUGUACUGCCACCUUGGCCUGGGGAGUGAACCUGCCAGCUCACGCUGUUAUCAUCAAGGGGACUCAGAUCUAUGAUGCCAAACGUGGUUCUAUGGUGGAUCUGGGCAUCCUUGAUGUCAUGCAGAUCUUUGGACGAGCAGGUCGUCCACAGUUUGAUAAGCACGGCGAGGGCACCAUCAUCACCACCCACGACAAGCUGAGCCAUUACCUGACCCUUCUCACCCAGCAGAACUCCAUAGAGAGCCAGUUCCUGGACAGCCUGGCUGACAACCUCAAUGCUGAGAUCGCUCUGGGGACCAUCACCAAUGUGGAGGAAGCUGUGAAGUGGCUCAGUUACACUUACCUUUAUGUUCGCAUGAGGGCCAACCCACUGGCAUACGGCAUCAACCACAAGGCCUAUCAGAUGGAUCCAGCUUUGGAGCUGUACAGGAAGGAGCUGGUGGUGGAAUCAGGCAGGAAGCUGGAUAAGGCCAGGAUGAUCCGCUUUGAUGAGCGCACCGGCUACUUUGCUUCUACAGACCUUGGCAGGACUGCCAGCCACUUCUACAUUAAAUACAACACCAUAGAGACAUUCAAUGAACUUUUCAACUCUCAGCGAACAGAAGCUGAAAUCCUCAAUAUAGUCUCUAGAGCUGAGGAGUUUGAACAACUCAAGGUGCGUGAAGAGGAGAUGGAGGAGCUGGAGCAGAUGCUGUGUAACUAUUGUGAGCUGCCAUCUGCAGGAGGUGUGGAAAACGGCUACGGCAAGGUCAACAUUCUGCUGCAGACUUACAUUGGCCGAGGAGAGGUGGACAGCUUCUCGCUCAUCUCAGACCUGUCAUAUGUUGCACAGAAUGCUGCUCGGAUUGUGAGGGCUUUGUUUGAGAUUGCUUUGAGGAAGCGGUGGCCAGCCAUGACCUACCGACUGCUCACCCUCUGCAAGGUGAUCGACAAGCGAUUAUGGGACUUUGCCCACCCUCUCCGCCAGUUCCCCAACCUGAGCCAUGUUGUACUGAACCGCUUAGAGGAAAAGAACCUAACUGUGGACAAACUUAAGGAAAUGAGGAAGGACGAUAUUGGUCACAUGCUACGCCAUGUCAACAUCGGGAUGACAGUCAAACAGUGUGCUCACCAGAUACCCUCGAUCACCAUGGAGGCCACCAUCCAGCCAAUCACACGCACCGUCCUGCGUGUUCGUCUCGUCAUCACACCUGAUUUUCGCUGGAAUGACCAGGUCCAUGGAUCAGUGGGUGAGCCAUGGUGGUUAUGGGUGGAAGAUCCCAUAAAUGAUCACAUCUACCACUCUGAGCACUUCCUCCUGCAGAAGAAACAGGUAGUGACAGGAGAGCCUCAGCACAUAGUAUUCACCAUUCCCAUUUUUGAGCCAUUGCCCUCCCAGUACUACAUCAAGGCAGUCUCUGAUCGAUGGCUUGGUGCUGAGGCUGUCUGCGUUAUCAACUUCCAGAACCUCAUCUUACCAGAGAGACAUCCACCACACACUGAGCUGCUGGACCUUCAGCCAUUGCCGGUAACUGCUCUGGGUAACCAGGAGUACGAGAGCCUUUACAAGUUCACUCACUUCAACCCCAUCCAGACGCAGAUCUUCCACACGCUCUACCACACGGAUACCAAUGUCUUGCUGGGAGCACCAACAGGCUCUGGAAAAACCAUUGCAGCAGAGAUAGCCAUGUUCCGGGUCUUCAACGAGUGUCCAUCCUCCAAGGUGGUGUAUAUUGCCCCUUUGAAAGCCCUGGUGAGGGAGCGGAUCGAGGACUGGAAGGUCAGGAUUGAAGAGAAACUGGGAAAGAAAGUGGUGGAGCUGACGGGUGACGUAACUCCUGACAUGAGAGCCAUAGCACAGGCUGACCUGAUCGUCACCACUCCAGAAAAGUGGGAUGGAGUGAGCAGGAGUUGGCAGAACCGAAGCUACGUUCAGAAAGUAGCCAUCCUCAUCAUUGAUGAGAUCCACCUGCUGGGUGAGGACAGAGGUCCGGUCUUGGAAGUCAUUGUGUCCAGGACCAACUUUAUCUCCUCUCACACUUCCAAGAGUGUUCGAGUAGUCGGUCUGUCCACGGCUCUGGCCAAUGCUCGAGACCUUGCUGACUGGCUGGGAAUCGGACAGGUGGGUUUGUUUAACUUCCGUCCAUCUGUGCGCCCAGUCCCGCUAGAGGUUCACAUCCACGGUUUCCCAGGACAGCACUACUGCCCCCGCAUGGCCAGCAUGAACAAGCCCACCUUCCAAGCGAUACGCACUCACUCCCCGGCCAAGCCAGUGCUGAUUUUUGUAUCAUCACGACGGCAAACUCGCCUGACUGCCCUGGACCUCAUCGCUUACCUGGCUACAGAGGACAACCCCAAGCAGUGGCUGCACCAGGAUGAGAGAGAGAUAGAGGACAUCAUCGCCACAGUUAGAGAUUCCAACCUGAAGCUGACGCUGGCCUUUGGGAUUGGCAUGCAUCAUGCAGGCCUUCAUGAGAGAGACAGGAAGACUGUGGAGGAGCUGUUUGUCAACUGUAAGAUCCAGGUUCUGAUCGCUACCAGUACUCUGGCCUGGGGAGUGAACUUCCCUGCUCACCUGGUGGUCGUCAAGGGAACAGAGUACUAUGAUGGCAAAUCCAGGCGCUAUGUGGACUACCCCAUCACAGAUGUCCUGCAGAUGAUGGGCCGAGCAGGUCGUCCUCAGUUUGAUGACCAGGGCAAAGCAGUGAUUCUCGUCCAUGACAUAAAGAAGGAUUUCUACAAGAAGUUCCUCUACGAACCUUUUCCUGUAGAGUCCAGCCUCCUCAGCGUGCUGUCAGAUCAUCUGAAUGCUGAGAUUGCUGCAGGAACCAUCUCAUCCAAACAGGAUGCCAUGGACUACAUUACCUGGACAUACUUCUUCAGAAGGCUGAUGAUGAAUCCCAGUUAUUACAGCCUGGAAGACAUCAGCCAUGAGUCCAUUAACAAAUAUCUGUCCAGCCUGGUGGAGAGAAGCCUGCGCGACCUGGAGUCGUCUUACUGCAUAGAGAUAAAGGAGGAUGAUCAAUCGAUCGAGCCGCUUACCUACGGUCGCAUUGCCUCCUAUUACUACCUGAAGCAUCAGACAGUCCGCAUGUUCAAAGAACGCCUCAGGGCUGAGCUACCCAUCCCUGAGCUGCUCUCUGUUCUCUCGGAUGCAGAGGAGUAUGCCGAGCUGCCCGUCAGACACAAUGAGGACCAGCUGAACAGCCAGCUGGCUCAGCAGCUCCCCUUGCAGGUCAACCCCCACUCCUACGACAGUCCACACACCAAGACCCACCUGCUGCUGCAGGCCCACUUCAGCCAUGCCCAGCUGCCGUGCAGCGACUACACCACUGACACAAAAACGGUGCUGGACAACGCCAUCCGAAUCUGCCAGGCAAUGCUGGAUGUAGCUGCUAAUGAAGGUUGGCUCGUCACAGCUGUCAGCAUCUGCAACCUCCUGCAAAUGAUGGUCCAGGGCCGCUGGCUGCACGACUCCUCGUUGCUGACAGUGCCACACAUAGAACAGCAAGACCUCUAUCGGUUCAGAAACUGGGCAAACAGGAAGCGGCGCGGUGACCUGGGAGGGUUCAGCAGGCCAAUCGAAGGCCUUCCUGAGCUCAUCGCUGCCUGUAAUGGAAAAGAAAGUAUUUUCUCUGCAAUGGUCGGCCAAGAGUUUCCAUCAAAUCAGAUUGCCCAGGCGUGGUCAUUCCUGAGCCAUCUCCCGGUGUUGGAAGUUGAGAUGAGCAUGAAGGGCUGGUGGGAGGAGAGCCAGGAGCAGAUGGAGCAGCCCCUCCCUGCAGCAGGAGCUAACCUAAGAGAGGAGAGCAGCUGGCUGGAUGUCCACGCUGACCAGGAGUAUGUUCUGCAGGUGUCACUGAGACGCAUCAAUGUGGGCCAGCAGAGGAGGAAGCAGGACAGUAAGGCCCAAGCUCCCAGGUUCCCCAAGGUGAAGGAUGAGGGUUGGCUCCUCAUUGUUGGGGAGGUGGAUCGCAGGGAGCUGCUGGCUGUGAAACGGGUCGGAUACGUGCGCAACCGCACCGCUGUGUCCAUGGCCCUCUACACCCCGGAAAAGACCGGAAAGUGUAUUUACACCCUCUACCUGAUCAGUGACAGCUACCUGGGUCUGGACCAGCAGUAUGACGUUCACCUGAAUGUAACUCCUGCCAGCAUCGCUGCCCAGGUCAACUCUGAGGUCUCACAUUCAGUAUCUGAAGUGUCCCUCAGCUGAGGAGCAGGAGGACCGAAGCUCAUCUGUCUGCAGCAGCUCCAGAACCUUUCCAAGAACAUCUGUCAUGUUCAAGUUCCACUCGCCAAGUUCCUCUCUCUGCUUCAGUUCCUACAUUGUAACCAUGGCAGUGAUGUCAUUGCUUCCUUUCAUACUGUGAGUGCUGCUGUCAGGAGAAGCUCCACAUGUUCUGUAGGAUUUUUCUGAUUCUUUAAUUUAAGCAUAAAUUGGUGGUUCACUGUUUUUAUGUUUUCUGUUUCCAAUGAUUAAACUCACAUUUAGAUUGACACACUUUGUAACAGCAAAUAUUUAGUUCCACAUGAAGCUUUCUGUGCCUGAAUGUGAGGAAUGGGAUGACUCUUUGUUAUCUACAAGUUCUGUGAAUGUAACCCAAACUCAUCUAAAGGCCAGUGUGCUUAGGAAGAAGAUCCACAGCUGUAAAAUGGGACAGAGUGUCUUCACUUCCCAUCAGCAGACUGGGCUUCAGUCAGAGUCAGCGCCCGACAGCCUGCAGCACUGACACAGAUAUGCUGGUGGUUAAAGGGCCCCCACACUCUAAGCCACACUUGUGAUGCCAUUGGACGGUCUACAGAUGACUGCACACAUUUGUUUAGCAGUAACCUCGACUGUGUCCUGGAAGCAUAUUUAAAUAUGUAUUAAUUGUGUCGCUAUCCUUUAGCUUCAGCCCAUCGGGGGUGUAACACAGCAGCGUUUCUCUGCCCUCAGUGCUGCUCUUAAUGCUCACCCGUGUGUAUCGAUGUGGAAAUGCAGCGUGAAAAGUAAGAAAAGAUCAGGACAGUUUUUCUUUAAGAAGACUGGAAAAAACACGUUCCCACAUUCAUGAACUACAUAACUCACAGCACCCACUGUGGCCUUAUGGAGCAACAGCAGUCAGUGUUUAAUCUUAGAUAAAUAUGAGUGAGAUGUUUCUGUGAGGAGCAGAAUAUGUGGGAAAAAAUCUUCCCAUGUUGUUUUGGCAGAAUCUCUUUAUUCUGAUGGUUUCAGUUUAGGUCCGUGAAGCUUCUUCCUUCCACCCCAGCAGCUCGAGACCACCAGAGCGCCACGUUUCCCCCUCCGUUUGUCAGAAGUAUCCUCAGCUGGAGGGGAGCAGAGUGCGCCCCCCUGAAUCCUUACAGUGGGAGGAACUGAUGCUCACAGGAGCAGAAAUGUGAAAUGUUUAUCAGUGGAUUUGACUGUUGCUGCCAAAUCCUUUGAAUGAAUAAAUCACAUUCAAAAUAAAAAGCCUGCUUUCACUGACA
Messenger RNA from Archocentrus centrarchus (flier cichlid), 8028 nucleotides. RefSeq names its product activating signal cointegrator 1 complex subunit 3 (gene ascc3). The transcript has 42 exons. Gene Ontology annotation, molecular function: ATP binding; nucleic acid binding; ATP hydrolysis activity. Lineage: Eukaryota; Metazoa; Chordata; Actinopteri; Cichliformes; Cichlidae. The coding region runs from base 158 to 6772 and encodes 2204 amino acids. The record is from RefSeq and is a predicted model, not a curated record.